AUGGCGGCGCCCGGAGCCCGCGGCUGCAGCCUGUCGGGCCUGCUGCCCGCGCAGACCUCGCUCGAGUACGCCCUGCUGGACGCCGUCACCCAGCAGGAGAAGGUCGACCUGGUCUACCAGUACCUGCAGAAGGUGGACGGCUGGGAGCACGACCUGGCCGUGCCCGAGUUUCCGGAAGGAUUAGAAUGGCUGAAUACAGAAGAGCCUAUUUCUAUCUACAAGGACCUGUGUGGAAAAGUGGUCGUCCUUGAUUUCUUCACAUACUGCUGCAUAAACUGUAUUCACCUGUUGCCUGAUCUCCAUGCAUUAGAACGUGCACACCCUGAUAAAGAUGGUCUUCUGAUUGUUGGUGUUCAUUCAGCCAAGUUUCCAAAUGAGAAGGUCCUAGACAACAUUAAGAGUGCUGUUCUUCGCUACAAUAUCACCCACCCUGUGGUGAAUGAUGCAGAUGCCAGCCUUUGGCAAGAACUUGAAGUUUCCUGCUGGCCAACUCUGGUUAUUCUUGGACCUCGUGGAAACAUGUUGUUUUCUUUGAUUGGAGAAGGGCAUAAAGAUAAGUUAUUUCUAUAUACUUCAGUAGCUUUAAAGUACUACAGAGACAAAGGACAGAUCAGAGAUCAUGAAAUUGCAAUACAACUCUACAGAGAUUCCCUCCCACCUUCACCUUUGCUAUUUCCUGGCAAGGUAACAGUAGACCCUGUUACCAACAGAUUGGUGAUAGCAGAUACUGGACACCAUAGGAUUUUGGUCAUUUGGAAGAGUGGACAAAUUCAACACAGUAUUGGAGGACCUAACCCUGGAAGAAAAGAUGGAAUAUUUUCAGAGUCAUCUUUUAACUCUCCACAGGGUGUUGCUAUGAUGAAUAAUAUGAUAUAUGUGGCAGACACUGAAAACCACCUUAUAAGAAAGAUUGACCUAGAAACCGAGAGGGUGAGCACCAUAGCUGGCAUUGGAAUUCAGGGCUCAGACAAAGAGGGAGGAGCAAAAGGAGAAGAGCAGCCCAUUAGCUCUCCUUGGGAUGUCGUCAUUGGGACGUCAGGUGCUGGGACCCAGAGGAAUGACGUCCUGUGGAUAGCCAUGGCAGGGACUCAUCAGAUUUGGGCUCUCCUCCUGGACUCUGGCACACUGCCAAAGAAAAGUGAGCUGCAAAAAGGAACCUGCCUUCGGUUUGCUGGAAGUGGAAGUGAAGAGAAUCGAAACAAUGCGUAUCCUCACAAGGCGGGUUUUGCCCAGCCCUCUGGUCUUUCUCUGGCCUCGGCUGACCCCUGGAGCUGCCUGUUUGUAGCAGAUAGCGAGAGCAGCACAGUGAGAACCGUCUCUUUGAAAGAUGGAGCAGUGAAGCACCUUGUUGGAGGAGAAAGAGACCCCCUGAAUCUAUUUGCGUUUGGUGAUGUUGAUGGAGCAGGCAUCAGUGCAAAGCUUCAGCACCCACUCGGGGUGGCGUGGGAUGAGAAACGGGAGCUGCUCUACGUGGCUGACUCCUAUAACCACAAGAUUAAAGUUGUGGAUCCAAAAACAAAAACCUGUGCAACCUUAGCAGGGACUGGAGACACAAGGAAUGUCAUGAGUUCCAGCUUUACUGAGUCAACUUUCAAUGAGCCAGGAGGCUUGUGUGUUGGUGACAACAGUCAGCUCUUAUAUGUCGCAGAUACUAACAAUCAUCAAAUUAAAGUGAUGGAUUUAGAAACAAGAAUUGUUUCUGUGCUCCCUAUCACCACAAGUCACAGUGCUGUGGUAGAUGGCCCCUGCCCGGUAGAGAAGCAGAAGGCAGUACCCAGAGUGCCGAAGUCUGCCCCAAACCUCCGGCUCACCCCUGUGACUGUGCGUCCUGGCCAGACUCUGCAGUUCAAGCUCAAAGUCGACCUGCCAGCAGGAGCAAAGCUGACUGAAGGCGUCCCCAGCUGCUGGUUUCUAACAGCGGAAGACAAUGAAUGGCUUCUUCAAGGGCAGAUACCAUCUGGAGACAUAGAAAACAUUUCCAAUCAGCCAACAAUUUCCCUGCGAAUUCCUGCCCAUUGCUCGUCGCUGGAAGCCAUGGUUUCUGUCAGCGUGUUCCUUUAUUACUGUAGCGCAGACAGCAGUGCUUGCAUGAUGAAGGGAAUUCUGUUCCAGCAGCCUUUACAGAUAACUGACGCCCAGCCAGCCCGCGGAGCCCCCGUGGAGCUUGCGUAUGUAUUCUAGCAAGCCAGCUCGCAGCCACUCGCCACAGCCCUUGCCCUCCAGCCCUUCCAUCUGUCACCUGUGAAAAAUAACUUCAUUUCUCACUCUAGAUUCCAAGACACCUACUGCUUAAUUUCAGCAACUAAUACUAAAAUAAAGUUAUGCUCCUUCCUAACUUUUUUAUUAUAAACAAAUCCUUCAUUCCACCCAUGCCAGUGACCAUCAUUUAAACCACAGGUAUCUUUGCUGUUAUUUGGAAAAUGGCUGAAGUCCACACUAGAGAAGAAAAUAUUGCCAUAUUUUGUUAUACAUACUGAUUAUUCCAGGUAUAUUAACCAACUUUUUGUACCUUUAUCAAUAGCAGUCAUAUUUCAAUUCAUAUGUAAAUUUCACAUUAGACAAACCUAAGCUAAAAGUGCACCUUUGUAUAAGGACACCUGCUGUGCACUGUAUAAGGUCUGUUUUAAGACAGAAAAGAAGAAAGUAUCUUCAUUACAGUAGAAGCAUAAAGAGUACAUGGGUGGUUAUAUGUGAUCUCCUCUGUAAUUUCUCUCAUUUGAGAUGUUUUAUAUUAAAAGUGUUUUGAUCUGUUUUUAUUAUAAAUUAUUUUAACAUACCAUUAUUGAUGCCUUAUAACUAUAUGUGGGAAAAAUUGAACAUAGUCUCUCUAAGGGCACAUAGACCCCUCUGUUAAUGUUUUUGUUUUGAUUCACUCACCAGAGGCAUUGUGGCUUUCAGGGAGAGGGUGGGUCCUGCUGCCUGUGCCCAGCCGCUGUGACGACCGCGCGUGCUCAAAGCGGGUGAGCUGGAAGAGUCGAGGGCAGGCUCGCUGCGUUCUGGGUGUUUGCUGUUGUCACCUUAGUUCCACUCAUAAAGCUUAAAUUAUAAUAAUUCAUUUUGUGAUGCUUUAAAAAACCCACUCAAGUCUUCAAAUUGCUAUUUUCAAUAUAAAGCGCUUUCAUGAAGUUAA
Molecule: messenger RNA, 3130 nt
Organism: Jaculus jaculus (lesser Egyptian jerboa)
Lineage: Eukaryota; Metazoa; Chordata; Mammalia; Rodentia; Dipodidae
Gene: Nhlrc2
Product: NHL repeat containing 2
Exons: 11
Coding region: 1-2181 (726 amino acids)
Molecular function (GO): protein binding
Source: RefSeq, a predicted model, not a curated record